Molecule: messenger RNA, 2485 nt
Organism: Condylostylus longicornis
Lineage: Eukaryota; Metazoa; Arthropoda; Insecta; Diptera; Dolichopodidae
Product: protein glass
Exons: 12
Coding region: 448-1989 (513 amino acids)
Cellular component (GO): nucleus
Source: RefSeq, a predicted model, not a curated record
UUAAUAUAUUUUGAUAUAUCGUUAAUAUUAUAUUAAACCUAGUCUUAAAUAUUAAAAAUAAAAAUAAUUUUAAAAAUAUUGCAUAUCAAGCAAAUAUAUAAUAAGAAAAAAAUAUAAAAAAUUAAAAAAUAAAUUAUUUGUGUAUUCAAAAUAAACUUUAAAAAUAUUUUUUCACAAUUUUUGGGAUUACUUCAACACACACAUAUACAUAUAUAUAUAUGUAUGCAUAUGUAUGUUUAUAAUAAUUAAAUAAAUGAUUUGAAACAAAUCAAAGCAUAAUGUACCAAAUUGAAAGGCCUUUUUCAAAUGAAACAAUCUCAAUUAUAUUGCUCGCAUAUUUAAUUUCAAUGUAAUAGUCUUAAGGAUGUCAUCAGAUUUUACAAUUAUUGGUACUAUUAGUAAUUAUUUAUUAUCUAGGUUAUUUGUAAGAUAAAAGUAGGUGGAGCUAUGUAUAUAUCAUGUAAAGUUACUAGUAAUGCUCCUUUGGAGCCUGAGGCAGGAUAUGUGCCAAAUAAUCCUUUAUUUGGUAUAUCAUUUGAUAGUCCACAGGAAUGCUUGGAAUCCUGUUCUGGAUGUAUAUCCUGCCAGAAUAAUACAUCAAUUCCACCAAUUCAUACUUCGGAUUUAGAUUGUGAAAGUUGUUUCGAUCAAAAUUUAACCGUUUUAAGUUCUUCACAAGGAAACUCUACAACAAAUUAUUGGAAUACAGAAGAAAUGUCUUCAUUUCCUGGACUACCUCCACUAGAUAUUGAUCCUUUACCCAGUUUAUUCCCUUUUUCACCAUCUUGUAGUGCUUCUUACAAUACAAGAUCUGACAUUAAACCCGGUAGUACAAAUGAUGUUGCCGAUGUCCUUCUUUCCUUAAAACAUGCUGUAUAUAAACAAAAUUAUGAUCCGACGACUUAUGCAACUCAUCAAGGACAAAAUUGUAGUUUUUCAGCACCACAAACAUCUUUAUCAUAUACAGUACACCCUCAAAUGUUACUAUCACCAAGCCAUCAUCAUUUUAAUCAGUCUCAAACCCAAAAUACAAACGUUAAUAGUCAAACAUAUUAUGAUGGUACUCCAAAUCAACUGGGUCCACCAUCAUCUUUAUAUCCUAGUGUUAGUGUUAAUGUAAAUAUGACAAUGCAUGGAUAUCCUCCAGCGGAAAAUACAGUUCCUUUACCAUGUUCUCAAUGGACACCAAAUUCGUCAUCAUCUGUAAAUGUUUUAUACCCGCAAUUACUUAGCCCUUCGCAUUAUAGUGGUGGAGCAACGUAUUCAUUUACAGCUGAUUUUCGAGCUCCUUCACAAGGUUCACAACAGCCACAACAACAACAACAGCAGCCACAACAAUUACAGCAACAGUCACAAGCUUUAACAAGCUUUACAGAUUCUACAAAUAAAUUGUCACCAACAUUAUCACAAAAAUCAUUUCAUCAACAUACAAUCGAUCCUCAAUCACCAAGCAAAAGCCCUUUGUAUUUACAAGACACUGAAAAUAAAACUGUACGAAUUGGAUUUGAUGAAGAUGAAGAAAGCAAUGAAUUUGAAGAAUCUGAAUCUAGUAAACCAAAUUUAUGUAGACUUUGUGGAAAAUCUUAUGCCCGUCCAAGUACAUUAAAGACGCAUUUGAGAACACACUCGGGUGAAAGACCUUAUAGAUGUACACAGUGUAAUAAAAGUUUUUCUCAAGCAGCGAAUCUCACAGCUCAUUUACGCACACAUACUGGCCAGAAACCUUUUAAUUGUAAUAUAUGUGGUAGAAGAUUUUCACAAAGUUCAAGCGUAACAACACACAUGAGAACACAUUCUGGUGAAAGACCAUAUAGGUGCCGCUUCUGCAAAAAAGCUUUUUCAGACAGUUCUACCUUAACAAAACAUUUACGAAUACAUUCUGGUGAAAAACCAUACCAAUGCAAAUUAUGUUAUUUACGAUUUUCUCAAUCUGGCAAUCUAAAUAGACACAUGAGAGUUCAUGGAAAUAAUACGAAUGUGAUAUCAUGACAAAAAUCUAAAACAUUUUAUAAUUUCCAUGAUAUAGAAAGUAAUAAUUUAUUAGCAACACCAUCGUUUCCAGUGCCGCAACAGCAAACACCACUAUAUACCGAAUUUGAUGGUUAUAAUUUCUAUGCAGCUCAAGUGAUGGAAAAGAAAAAUAUCAUAUUUAGCAACAAAAAAAUGUACAAUAAUAAAUUUUUGACUUAAAUUAAUAUAAAUGUAAAAAAGUGAUUUCUUUAUGUGAAAAAAUGUGUCGUCCGAAUAAUGAAAUCAACACCAAACUUGUCACAAGUUGUGUCUUUUCUGCCAAGGACGGAUGCUAUUGUAAUUGGACCAAUUUGGACAAUGGAUUCGGGUAACUGCCAUACAACUCAAAGAGGGUUUUUUAAAUAUUUUAAAAUUUAAGAGAUAUAAGUAUCAAAUUUUGCAUUAUAUUUUACAUUGUAUGUUCUGAAAAUUUUAUUGAAAUGGAUACACUAGUUCGAGUAGCUGCCAUUCGACU